CGGGGGGCAGCGGGCGGGGGCGGGACGGGACAGAACGGCGCGGGGAGCGCGGAGCCCCGGCCCGGUCCGGUCCGGUGUCCGGAAUGCGCCGCAGCGCCCGGGAACAUGGGCCGGCAGAGCCCGCCGCGCAACGGCUUCGGCGGCCACGACUUUGAUGCUAAGAAGAAAAGAAAAGUGGCAGAGAUUUACCAGGCUCUGAACAGUGACCCCAUCGACGUGCCAAAGCUGAGGCGGAUGGCGAUCAGCAAGGGCGGGCUGCUCACGGACGAGAUCCGGUGCAAAGUGUGGCCAAAGCUGCUCAGUGUUAAUACAGACAACCUGCCCCCUCUUCCAGCAGGGAAGGAGCUGCGAGAGGACAAUAAGGAUUACCAGCAAGUGUUACUGGAUGUGCGGCGAUCCCUGCGCCGCUUCCCACCAGGGAUGCCAGAUGAUCAGAGGGAAGGAUUGCAGGAGGAGCUCAUCGAUAUCAUCCUCCACGUCCUCAAGCGCAACCCCCAGCUGCACUACUACCAGGGGUACCAUGACAUCGUGGUCACCUUCCUGCUGGUCGUGGGGGACAGGCUGGCCACAGCACUGGUGGAGAAGCUCUCAAUACAUCAUCUCAGGGAUUUUAUGUACCCAACGAUGGAUAAUACCAAGCAGAUUUUAAAUUACCUGAUGCUCAUCAUAGACCAGGUGAACCCUGAGGUGCACGACUUCAUGAAGAGUGCGGAGGUGGGAACCAUCUUUGCUCUCAGCUGGCUGAUCACCUGGUUUGGCCAUGUUUUAUCUGACUUCCGGCACGUUGUGCGAUUAUAUGACUUCUUCCUGGCUUGCCACCCACUGAUGCCCAUUUAUUUUGCAGCUGUGAUUGUGCUGCACCGGAAGCAGGAAGUUCUGGACUGCGAGUGUGACAUGGCCUCUGUCCACCACCUCCUGUGCCAGAUCCCACAGGAUCUUCCUUAUGAGUCUCUGAUCAGCAAAGCCGGGGAGAUUUUUGUCCAGUUCCCGCCUUCCAAACUCACCAAGGAGGCAGCUCAGGCGGAACGAACUGCGGCUUCCACUUUUAAGGACUUUGAGUUGGCAUCAGUGCAGCAGAGACCAGACACUGUGUUGAGGCAACGCUUCAGAGAGCGGAUGCGAGGGGAGGAGCGGCUCCAAGGGGAGGAGCGGACAAAAUCCAUCUUGACAAAACCCCGGACCAACCGCUUUGUCAAGCUGGCAGUGAUGGGGCUGACGGUGGCACUGGGAGCAGCUGCCCUGGCUAUGGUGAAGAGUGCACUGGAGUGGGCACCCAAGUUUCAGCUGCAGAUUUUCCCCUGAAGCUGGAGGAAGGGCCUUUGCUGUCACUGCACCCAUCCCCAGCAGGAAGGGCUGAUGGCUGAUGAAGGACCUGUCCAGAAACAACCCGUCUGAAGAUUAUUUAUUAUUCUUACUGCAUCCAGUAACACUUUUGGCCUUUAUGACAGAGACUGAGGGAACCCUUCCAGCCAGACGGUUCCCCACACCAUGCUCACCUUGUUCCCCUCUCCCUGUGCAAGGGCGAGCAGACAGGUACUCCUGCUAUCUCCUGAGGAACCAGAGGUAUGGACACAUUUGUCUGUUAAAGCUGUGCUCAGGUGACUAUACAGAGGGAGAGCUGAGUGUGGGCUGUGCCCAAAGGAUCCUGUGUUCUCCACUGGGGAAAACUAGUGGGAGUGAGAACAGAUCUUCGCCUGGAGGAGAGUGUCCAGCAGGGUUUGUUCUGGGUGCUUGCGUGUGUGAGGGUGGAGAGUGUUGCACUUCUGAGGAACAGGGCAGACCUUUGGCUCUUCAUUGCUCCAGUGUGCCCCAUGAUCUGCCUUCAGCUUUGCUGGUGCUCCAGCUCUUUCCUGUCCUGUGGACACCCUCUGAGCAGAGCCAAACCUUUCCCACACCCCAGUCAGCACAAUGCUGUGAGCUUCUCUUCAGCGUGUAACAUUCCCUGGCUCUUUUUGUUUCCA
Messenger RNA from Lonchura striata (white-rumped munia), 1961 nucleotides. RefSeq names its product TBC1 domain family member 20 (gene TBC1D20). Gene Ontology annotation, cellular component: endoplasmic reticulum membrane. NCBI's taxonomy places the organism in Eukaryota, Metazoa, Chordata, Aves, Passeriformes, Estrildidae. Gene Ontology annotation, biological process: positive regulation of GTPase activity; endoplasmic reticulum to Golgi vesicle-mediated transport. Gene Ontology annotation, molecular function: GTPase activator activity. The record is from RefSeq and is a predicted model, not a curated record.